AUGGAACCGGGAAGUCUAUGGUCUGAAGUAAUAGGCUCGAUACAUGUAAAUCAAAGAAAAGUUGAAUCUAUACCAUUUAAGAAAUCCAUGGUGGGGGUUUGGAAAAAUAUUGGGGAUAUAGCCAAGGAAUUCAUGAAGAAUGGUAUAAAUAUCAACACAAGUUUCAGAAGCAAGGUGGGUUUGGGGGACAGAACUUUGUUUUGGGUCGAUAUUUGGCUGGGCAACGCAACGUUGAAGGAACAAUUCCCAUGUUUAUAUCAGCUAUCAACUAAGAAAAAAGCAAAAGUCCAGGAAGUAUAUAAAGUCGUGAAUGGGGGAAUCUUAUGGGAUUGGGCAUGGAGUAGAGUCCCUUGCAGUGAUGCGGAAAAACAGGAGAUGGUUAGUCUGAUACACCGUUUACAACAGAUAAAUAUAGUAAAUAAAGGAGAUGUUUGGGUAUGGAAAUACAACGAGGACGAAGAAUUCUGUGUAAAGUCGGUUAGGCACACGCUGGAGCGCAACUUGGAUAUAAAUGCAUUGCCGAACUCGUUCUACUGGAAUAGCUGGGUUACAAAGAAAAGUUCAAUGUUUGUCUGGCGGGCAAUUGAGGAGAAGAUUCCGUCGGCUGCGGCUCUAAGAAACAGGGGAAUGGAUUUGCAGGACGUCACGUGUAAAAUCUGCGGUGAGGAUGAAGGAUCAGCGGUCCAUAUUUUGUUAAAAUGCAAUUUCGCAAAAAGGGUAUGGAACGAGGUGGCAAAGUGGACAAAGACGCCGAUGGUGAACAUGGAAGGCAACUUAACAGAAGUUCUACAAGCUUUUCUGGAUAGUCAAAGGAGCCGGAAUAUUAAAAAGAUUCUACAUGCUAUUGCUAUUCAGUCGAUGUGGAUAUUGUGGCUAAACAGGAAUGAUAAAAUCUUUUCAGGAAGGAACCGAACUGUCCAGAUGGUUAUAGAAGAAAUUAAGGAAUCCUCAUUACAAGGUGUGAGCCAACGUUCAAAGCAUAGAUCUAUUUCAAAGCAAUAA
Molecule: messenger RNA, 1002 nt
Organism: Helianthus annuus (common sunflower)
Lineage: Eukaryota; Viridiplantae; Streptophyta; Magnoliopsida; Asterales; Asteraceae
Exons: 1
Coding region: 1-1002 (333 amino acids)
Source: RefSeq, a predicted model, not a curated record